AGCACCUCCGUGCAUGGCCUGCUAUGCCGCCUUUGGGGACUUGAUUUCCUUUUUUUACUCAUCCAGCUCCUCAAUCACCCACACUCUCUUUCACUAUGUUUAUUUAUAUAUGCCGCAGCAGCCCUUGCAAAUUAUCCAAUUAUAAUUAUUCAUAUAUGACUUGAGGCAUAUAACACGCUGGCAAGUUACUCUUAGGCCUUGGCUCAUUAUUCAUGGAAAAUGCAAAGGCAAACAACCCAGAAAAUGGUUCAGUAGUUGCUGAUAAUAGUCUCAGAGAUGAUGCUGGUGCAGCUUUUGUUCUUGAAUCUAAAGGGGAAUGGUAUCAUGCUGGGUAUCAUUUGACAACUGCGAUAGUAGGGCCAACAGUACUGGCGUUGCCGUUUGCGUUUAGAGGGAUGGGCUGGGCGCUGGGAUUCUUCUCCUUGACUGUGAUGGGUGCUGUUACUUUUUAUGCUUACUAUCUCAUGUCACUUGUGCUUGAUUACUGUGAAAAUUCCGGGCGUCGCCACAUCCGAUUUCGUGAACUUGCUGCUGAUGUAUUAGGGUCUGGAUGGAUGUUUUAUUUUGUUGUAUCAAUACAAACGGCAAUCAAUUUUGCAGUAUCAGUGGGAUGCAUUUUGCUUGCGGGAAAUUGCCUCCAGAUCAUCUACAGGUUAAUCACUCCGACCGGAUCCAUAAAAUUGUAUGAAUUCAUUGCAAUGGUGACAGUAGUAAUGAUGCUUCUCUCUCAAAUGCCGACCUUCCACUCUCUCAGGCAUAUCAAUCUAGGUUCACUUCUUCUCUGCUUAGGCUUCUCUUUUCUUAUUACAGGGGCUUGCAUCUAUGCAGGUUCCUCAAAGAAUGCACCUCCGAGGGAUUAUUCUCUAGCAAACUCAUCAUCGUCAAAGCUUUUCGGUGCAUUCACUUCCAUCUCUAUAAUAGCUGCCAUAUUUGGAAAUGGGAUACUGCCUGAGAUACAGGCAACACUGGCGCCACCAGCCACUGGGAAGAUGGUGAAGGGCCUAACACUGUGUUAUUUGGUAAUUUUUGUCACUUUCUGCUCUGUUGCAAUUUCGGGCUACUUGGUAUUCGGGAACAAAUCCAGUCCAAACAUUCUGAAUAACUUACUGCCCUUUGAAGGACCGUCAUUGGCUCCAAAAUGGCUUAUAGCACUUACAGUUAGCUUUGUUAUUCUUCAACUCUUUGCCAUUACCCUGGUUUACUCUCAAGUAACAUACGAGAUCAUGGAAAAGAAAUCUGCUGAUGUGAAGAAAGGAUUGUUCUCCAAAAGAAACUUAAUCCCACGGAUCAUGCUUCGCUCACUCUACAUGCUAUUAUGCGGCCUUUUUGCUGCAAUGCUGCCAUUUUUUGCAGACAUCAGUGCUGUAGUUGGAGCAGUUGGCUUCAUUCCUCUAGAUUUCAUUCUUCCAAUGCUUUUAUACAACAUGACUUUCAAGCCUUCCCGAUCUUCCUUCAUGUAUUGGUUUAACAACACAAUUAUGAUAGUCUUUACAUGUGUGGGACUCUUGGGCGCAUUCUCUUCAAUACGACAGUUGGUUCUUGAUGCCAAGACAUUCAAGCCCUUUUCUGAUUAGUUGGAGUAGAUCCUCUUGUAACUCUGUCACUUCAUUAGUGUAAUUUUUGAUCUUCAGAGUCUCUGCAAUAUUGUUUUAGCUAAUUCAAGCUGCAGAGCAUAGUAAAUAGGUUGGUUCUUGUACUUAAAAUUAGUUCUGUAAAAUUCUGUACUUGGAUUUUGUAUAGAAGGAUUUAAGUUUCUGUUAAGUUCUAACUCCAGUUCUUGUAUAAAAGGAUGAGGAAUUUAUUUAUGAUCA
This is a messenger RNA of Daucus carota subsp. sativus, 1811 nucleotides long. RefSeq names its product probable GABA transporter 2. Lineage: Eukaryota; Viridiplantae; Streptophyta; Magnoliopsida; Apiales; Apiaceae. Bases 213 to 1574 code for a protein of 453 amino acids. The transcript has 7 exons. Gene Ontology annotation, cellular component: plasma membrane. Gene Ontology annotation, molecular function: amino acid transmembrane transporter activity. Gene Ontology annotation, biological process: amino acid transmembrane transport. The record is from RefSeq and is a predicted model, not a curated record.